Daucus carota subsp. sativus is the source of this 1128-nucleotide messenger RNA. RefSeq names its product cationic peroxidase 1. NCBI's taxonomy places the organism in Eukaryota, Viridiplantae, Streptophyta, Magnoliopsida, Apiales, Apiaceae. The record is from RefSeq and is a predicted model, not a curated record. Gene Ontology annotation, biological process: response to oxidative stress; hydrogen peroxide catabolic process. The transcript has 4 exons. Bases 43 to 1005 code for a protein of 320 amino acids. Gene Ontology annotation, molecular function: peroxidase activity; heme binding.
AUCGAAAACUCAUCACAAGUAUUUCCGAGUUAAGAGCAAAAGAUGGCUGCAUCAUCUUCGUUAUCAGCUACUAAAUUAUACUUGUGCUUUAUAAGCCUGCUCUUCACUAUAGCUUCGGCUCAGUUGUCUUCUACAUUCUACUCAUCUUCAUGCCCGAAUGCCCUUUCAAUUAUCAAAUCCGCCGUGACAUCUGCUGUAAAUAGCGAGGCUCGCAUGGGAGCUUCCUUGCUUCGCCUUCACUUCCAUGACUGUUUUGCUAAUGGUUGUGAUGCUUCAGUCUUACUAGACGACACUGCCAACUUUACCGGAGAGAAAACGGCUCCUACAAACAGUGGAUCAUUGAGAGGUUUCGAUGUUGUGGAUACCAUUAAAACGAACCUCGAGAGUUCAUGCGCCGGAGUUGUGUCUUGUGCGGAUAUCUUAGCUGUGGCCGCCAGAGAUUCCGUUGUCGCACUUGGUGGAAAUAGUUGGACAGUGGUAUUGGGCCGAAGGGAUUCGACUACAGCAAGUCUGAGUACCGUCAACUCCGACAUUCCCGGUCCCAAUUUGAAUCUCAGUGGUCUCAUAUCUUCAUUCUCCAAGAAAGGUUUUACCACCAAAGAGAUGGUCACACUUUCAGGAGCUCACACAAUAGGUCAAGCCAGGUGCCAGAACUUCAGAAACAGGGCUUACAAUGAAGCCAAUAUCCAAGCUGCAUACAAGACGACAUUGCAAGGUAGAUGUCCUAGCUCAGGCGGAAACAACAACCUAGCUCCUCUUGACAUUGGAAGUGCAACAACAUUUGAUAACUCAUAUUUCACCAAUUUGGUAAGCCUCAAGGGUCUUCUUCAUUCGGAUCAACAGCUCUUCAAUAACGGUUCCACCGAUGCUCAAGUCAGUUCAUACAGUUCAAACCAGGCUACAUUCUUAUCUGACUUUGCCACUGCAAUGGUAAAGAUGGGAAACCUUAGCCCCCUCACGGGUACCAAUGGUCAGAUCAGGAAAAAUUGCAGGAAAACGAACUAGGGAUUGUAUUUACUUUACUGUGUUUCAUCUCAGUUUUGCUUUCCAAAUUAUGUUAACAUAUAAUAAGGAGGUUGAGCCCACGUUUUUAGCUUUCGUUAUAAUGUCAGCUGUUAAAUAUUUGUA